Messenger RNA from Parnassius apollo (apollo), 1461 nucleotides. Lineage: Eukaryota; Metazoa; Arthropoda; Insecta; Lepidoptera; Papilionidae. The record is from the annotation of a GenBank genome assembly.
AUGAACAACCAAUUCACUGUGGUAUAUUUGGAGUUCAUGUCUUACGUACUUGCACUGGUAACAAAAUUCAAUGUCUUGUUUCAAUCAGAAACUUCCCUUCUUUACAAAUUGAAACCAGAAGUCGAAAACCUUUUGAAAACGUUGUCUUCUAAUUUCAUGAAAAUUAGCUAUAUCAAGUCCUGUGCUAAUAUUUUAAACGCAGACUUCAAAAACCCAACACAUUUUCUAAGUUUAAACGAAAUAUAUAUUGGAUUAAAGGCUGGAGAAAGUAUUGAAAUUUUAAAAAAUGACGAAAAUGUACCUCGUGCUGCUAUUGCAGAUUUCUAUAGAACCUGCCAGGAGUUUUAUAUUGAAUUGACGUCAGAUAUUACCAAGCGAUUUGAUUUUGGGGAUCCUCUAUUUUCUAUUAUAUCCGCUGUAAAUCCAUCAGAAGCUCAACAGUUUCUAAUUAAAUCACUUGUGCAUGUGCUGAAGCGAUUUCCAGUGCUUUGUAAAUUUGUGACCGCACAAAAAUUAGAUGACGAGUGGCGAACUCACGCUUUGUUAGAUUUUGAGCAACAUGGGCUUGAAAUUCAUGGAGAUAACAUCAAUGCCGAAAGUUACUGGGGUAAAGGAACGAGCAAGAUUAUACUGUAUGUAAUAACUAAAGAAGAUAUGGAAAAUAUUUCAAAAGAGCUUCCAAGAAACAUUACAAGAUUACAAGGUACUUUGCACGUGCACCAAGUGUUCACUUCCAAAUACGGUGAAUUAAUGCAUCGUACGUUGAGUUGUUUUUGCGAACGGGGAUUUUGCAAGUGUUUAGAACCUAAAAUUUACCAUCCUGUUCCUCUGGUAUCACCAACAACUGCUGAUGCAUCAGUCGACAAUGAUACUGCAAUGGUGAUUCCUUCAUCUCCUACGGAUUCAGCAGAUGCUAGUGGUACAUGUGGUGAUAAUAAUAUCGUUAACUCUCUUUCAUCUUCUAUGUCUUCUGACGAUGACGAACCUCUUAACAGAAUCAAAUCAAGGUGUUCCGGAGCUACAGUAACUACUGCUAGCAAACCACUAGCAGAAAUAAACUACACAGACUUAGCCAAGGACGCGGGUAAACGAGGAGCUGUUUACGAUAUGGUUUACGGUUUCAUAGACGCAUCUAAUGAAGAAAAUCAGCCUACGACUUCUGGGAAUAAUAAAGUGCUGCCAAGUAACGGAGAUUUCCUUUUAGUAAACGUCCACGCUGGUAAGAAUAAAACUUAUACUUACGCAAGCCUUGCACAAAGUGAUCUCGAACACGAUGGCGAGAUUAAAGUGAUAUUUCUCCGGGCAUACAAGGGUGCAACUAAGUUUAAAUUAGACGAAAACGAUAUAGCGUUUGUUGAAUUUAAUGAUAUUAUAAAAAUUCUCCCUAAACCAAAACAAAUAAUUAAGAACGAAAAAGUCUAUUAUAAUUUUCAAGAACAAUUAGACAUAUAUGAAAAAUAA